CAGCAUUCCUUCACUUUCAACCUGCACUCAUUCCUCUCCUCUCCUCUCUCCUGAAUCUUCUGGCUCUUUGAUCACCUCGUAUCGCAACUUGAACUACAAUAUACUCACUUGACAUAGGAUUUAAACCGGAUUUAGUCUUCGAAAAUGGCGAGCGUUGUAGGUAUCGAUUUGGGCAACUUGUCCUCUAAAAUUGGUGUGGCCCGUCGUAAAGGUAUAGACAUCAUUGCGAAUGAAGUCUCUAAUCGCGCCACUCCCUCCCUUGUCUCAUUCACCCCCCGACAACGCUUCAUAGGUGAAUCGGCAAAAACCGCUGAGACAUCCAAUUUCAAGAACACCGUCGGAUCGUUGAAGCGUAUGAUCGGCAGGUCAUUGUCUGACCCAGAGGUAGCAGAGUUUGAAAAGAAGUUCAUCAAUGCGGAAUUGGUGGAUAUCAACGGUCAGGCUGGUGUAAAGGUCCAAUAUGUCGGAGAAACGUCCAUUUUCUCUUUCACCCAACUUGUCGCUGCCUAUCUUGGUAAACUGCGUGAUAUCGCCGCCAACGAACUUCAGCAGGCCGUCUCGGACGUCGUGAUUGCAGUGCCUGCAUGGUACACCGAAAUCCAGCGUCGUGCAGUGUAUGACGCCGCCACUAUCGCUGGAUUGAAUGCUCUUCGACUGAUCAACGACACCACCGCUGUCGCUUUAGGAUACGGUAUCACUAAAAGCGAUCUUCCAGAAUCAGCGGAAUCUCCCCGUCAUGUCUGUUUCAUCGAUGUCGGUCACUCCACCUAUUCCGUCACCGUGGUAGCUUUCUCCAAAGGUCAAUUGACCGUCAAAUCCACAGCUUGUGAUCGUAAUUUUGGUGGACGCGACUUUGACUACGCCCUCGUCCAACAUUUUGCCACCGAGUUCAAAACCAAAUACAAGAUCGAUGUCAUGUCAAGCCCCAAGGCUGUUUUCCGACUUACCACUGGCUGCGAGCGUCUCAAGAAGGUCCUUUCGGCAAACGCUGAAGCUCCUCUCAACGUCGAAUCUAUCAUGACCGACAUUGACGCCAGCUCUUCGCUCAGUCGAGAGACGUUCGAGAAUCUGGUCGAUCAUCUCUUAUCUCGCUUCAACGCUCCUUUGGAGCAGGCAUUGUCAGAAGCCGGUCUGACAGUCGAACAGAUUGACGCCGUCGAGCUCGUUGGUGGGUCAACCCGUGUCCCAGCUAUCAAAGAGCGUAUCCAAGCCUUCUUCGGUGGCAAGAUUCUCGGCUUCACUCUCAACCAAGAUGAAGCGGUGGCGAGGGGUGCGACUUUCGCUUGCGCUGCUCUUUCUCCCGUAUUCCGCGUCCGUGACUUCGCCGUACAUGAUAUCACCAAAUACCCUAUCAAGGUGUCAUGGGAAAAGGAGCCUGGAAACCCUGACGAGGAUACCGAGCUUGUCGUAUUCCCUUCGGGUAAUAACAUUCCUUCGACCAAAGUCCUCACCUUCUAUCGUCAAGGUCCGUUCGAGCUUGAAGCAAGGUACGAUGAAACCGCUGUUUUGCCGGGUGGUACCAGCCGCUGGAUUGGGAAAUACACCAUCAAGGGCGUGGAGAAGCCCGCCUCUGGCGAUUUGGCUUGCGUCAAGGUCAAGGCGAGACUGAAUCUACACGGUAUCAUGAGCUUUGAAGGCGCAUACAUGGUUGAGGAAGUAGAAAAAGAGGAAAUUGUGGUGACUGGCGAAGGUGAUGAGAAGAAAGAAGAGAAGAAAUUGGUCAAAAAGCUGCAGCGCCGUGGAGACUGUUCGGUCGUCGGUCAAUACACUUCACUCCCGAAGAAUGUCGUCGAUGACUGGACGGAGAAUGAAGGUAAGAUGCAUGAAGAGGACAAGCUCGUCUUGGAAACGGAGAACUGCAAGAACGCCUUGGAAGAAUACGUUUACGACAUGCGAGACAAGCUCGACUCGCGAUACAAAGUUUAUGCUACGGAGGCGGAGAAGAGCGCUCUUUUGUCUGGUCUUUCCGAAAGCGAGGACUGGUUGUACACGGAGGAAGGAGAGGAUGCCAAGAAGUCUGAGUAUAUCCAAAAACUCACCGAUCUCAAGGUCAAGGGAGAUCCCAUCGUCCUCCGAUGGAAAGAGAAUGACGAACGACCUAAAGCUGCUGCGGCGCUCCGUGAAGCACUCAACUUGUACUUAACUCAAGCUCAAAGUGGAGAUGAGAAGUAUUCUCACAUCACCGAGGCUGACAAAGGUAAAGUGAUUGAGAAAUGCGCCACGACCCAACAAUGGCUCGACGACCAACUCGCUCGACAAGCUGAGAAACCUAAAAAUGUCAAUCCCAUCGUCACUUCCAGCGAGAUGCUCAAACGUAAAGACGAUGUUGUGUACACUUGUGCGGCUAUCAUGAACCGUCCCAAGCCCAGGCCAAAGGUCGAUUCCACCACUGGAUCGGGUACUCAGACGCCCAAGAACGAGGGAAAGACACCGAAAGAGGGAUCUGAGGUGGAUAUGGACGAGCAGGGACCUAAGAUUGAGGAGAUGGAUGUUGAUUAGGGACCGGGUUUACAGAUAGAAGAGGAUAGAAAUCAUGAUUAUAGCAUGCACGGUUGUCUCACCUUUCG
Messenger RNA from Tremella mesenterica DSM 1558, 2567 nucleotides. RefSeq lists its product as uncharacterized. The record is from RefSeq and is a predicted model, not a curated record. Gene Ontology annotation, biological process: protein folding. Bases 145 to 2499 code for a protein of 784 amino acids. NCBI's taxonomy places the organism in Eukaryota, Fungi, Basidiomycota, Tremellomycetes, Tremellales, Tremellaceae. Gene Ontology annotation, molecular function: ATP-dependent protein folding chaperone; ATP binding. The transcript has 5 exons. Gene Ontology annotation, cellular component: nucleus; cytosol.